Messenger RNA from Enterobius vermicularis (human pinworm), 1443 nucleotides. NCBI's taxonomy places the organism in Eukaryota, Metazoa, Nematoda, Chromadorea, Rhabditida, Oxyuridae. The record is from the annotation of a GenBank genome assembly.
AUGCAAUAUGAUUUCUACUCGUACGUUAUUGUGAAAUUGCACUCAGUAGCUUCUGGAACUCCACUGGUUAAGGGAAAUCAGCCAUUCUACGAUCAAGAUGAGACAAACAAUUUGAAUGGUGGAAUACUGAUAGAGUUGUGGACAAAAGGCAUUCUCUGGGACACUUUAUUAGGCGCAAGAUACUUACCACUCUCAUCUGUCCAAUAUGAGCCAAAACCUGGAAAUUUUGUAUGGUUACAGCUGGAUGCUACAAAGGUUGAACAGAAUGGCGAGGUGAUUGGUACCAGCGGAGUUUCACCACACAGCCUCCUGGCGGACAUUCGCUUUGAAAACCUCGACCUGCAAGGUAAUGAGGGCAAAGAAUUUCAAGCUAAACUUCAUGCAAUAAAUGCAUGUGGAGAACUUCCUGACCAUUCCCAAUACAAUGAAGUUCUUGAGUGGCGAGCACCGUUUACGCAUGCAGGUAUCUCGGAAGAUUCAGACUAUACUUCAGACGUCUCGUUCCCCGUUCAUCAUCAGGCAAAUUCGUCUGUCCGUCAAUGGGAAUCUCACUUACAACAUCAUCGUUACUCAAAGCCGCAAGAACAAAUGCAGGAAGAGUUUGAAGCGUCCCGACGAGGCGAAAGCUCUGAAGAGGAAAGUAAUUACCAUGGAAAAAACGAAACGUUUCAUGAUGGCGAUGAAAAGAGCAAAUAUUCUUACGCUUAUAAAGAGGAAGGACAGCUUUUGGAUGAUUACCAGAGUAGCAGUGACAACCAACGGGUAAACAAUCAGUUUGAUGAAGAUUCCGAUGCGCACAAAUACAACUAUCACGAGGAUGAUGCUGUGGAAGCAAGCGAACGCGAGGACGACUUCAACCAUUACGAUUAUCAUAACAACUUAGUUUUCGAGACGGAACAGCAGGCUUAUGCAAGCGAUGAAUCCGGGCAGCACGGGUACAACGAAAGCGAUUAUAACUACGGAAACCACAAUGAUAAUCAACCAUGCACUUCCUCUGCUAGUGGUUGCGCUACAAGCGCUGGAGAAAGUCCAUCAGAACGACCAGAUUCGUCAAGAAGUUGGCGGCGAUAUUCUAGGAGAUCAUUGAAAAGAGCGGAUACUUUUGAAGAACCCAGCUGCGAAACGUCGUGCGAGGUAGUGGAUGCCUGUUACCGUCUUGAAUUGUUAAAGUUAAAAUCAUUUUUGACCUUUAGUUUAUUGUUCAGUCCCGUGGUAGUCCUUUAUUGCAAAGAUAUUCAUAUUCCAAAGUACUUUGAGCGAGACGAAAUUGAUCGUAUAUCAGAGGAAGGCGAGGAACCGCUAAGUUACAAUAGCAGACCUCCAAGAAGAGACAGUGUUGAUCGCUCUCGAUCUACGUCACCAGAUCGUAUUUCGUCAAAUUUGGCUUUCAAUGAGAACGAAAUUGAAAGUCCAAAACUUGUGGAGGUUGAAAUACAUGGGUAA